UCACCCGACGAUCACCCGACGAUCACCCGACGAUCACCAGCCAGUAGCCGGUAUCCGCCAACCGGUAUACGCCAACCGGUAUACGCCAGCCGGUAUCGAGCAGUCGCACAAUCAUUCAACAUUCGCCAUUCCCUUUGACCAUGAACCCAACCCUCCAGUCCCAGUCCCAGUCCCAGUCCCAGUCCCAACAGCCCAGCGGCCAGAUACCGAUGACAGUCCAUCCGUCCAUCGCAUCUGCAGCCGCAGCCGCAUCCACGCCAUCGGCGAGUCUGGGGCAGCUGGCCUCUCCCACCGCUCGAUCGCAAGCUGCACAGAUCACUUCUUCCUCAAUAUCCACCUCACAGUUCUCGAUGUCCUCGCAGCCCCUUGCCGGCGCUGCAUCGCAAGCCGCCUCUCGAUCAGGGCGGAUCCCAAAUCCUGCUGCCUUCCGCUCAACAGUGGCACAACCAGCAUCGACCAUGCUCUCCAUCAGCCCAUCGACCCUCGCGAUUAACCCAGCGGCCGCGACAGUCAAUCCGGCCGCGAUGCAGUCGGCAAUGGGGGCCUUUCCCGUUGUGGGAGUGCCUCCGGGCCGCCCGCCUAUCCUCUCGACUCCCAUCAAGAAUGUUCUCAAGCCCGAUAUCCAGAUCAAUGCCAACAGGGUGCCCUAUACCAGCACGCCCGUGUCUUCGACGAAGCGGACCUAUACCAAGAGAAUCAAGACAGCGCCAGUCGUCAGGCCCCACGAGAUCGCCAUUCCUCCGCCUGACCGGGCACCAGAGGAUAUCGCCCACAACGAAGAGAUCAAGCGGAGGUUCUCGGAGACUCUCAAGCGCGACCAAGAGGUCGUUCAAGUGCCUCAUCCGAGCCGGCCGUUUGCUUCCCUCCAUGAUGCCGUCGAGACUCUUUUCAGCUACCAUAUUCUGCAGGGCUCACGCGAAGCCCAAAAGUUCUCUGAGCACGAGCAGGCCACCCACAAGCGGAAGGCAGAAGCACUGCUUCACGAAAGCCAGCAGCUUGUCCGCCGAUUCCGUCGGAUCCAGGAGAAGGACGAAAAGGCCGCUGUUCCAAGAUACAUCCAAAAGUUUGGCGAACACCUCGUCGACAACAACUUUCCGAGCGGGGAUAUCAGCGGCCUGUAGCAUGCAUGAGCAGAGAGACGCUGGGCCCGUAUCCAUCCCUGCCUUUGCAGCCCAUAAAAACAACAAGCGCAACGUCGUCUUGGGCCGUGUGCACGAAUCCCGUGUGCACGAAUCCCGUUUGCAUGAAUACCGUUUGCUAAUCUCCGCGAGUGACUGUCGAUUGAUGGGCCAUAACCAUGAUUGCCCAUCGAUAC
Polychytrium aggregatum is the source of this 1315-nucleotide messenger RNA. RefSeq lists its product as uncharacterized. The transcript is spliced from 5 exons. The record is from RefSeq and is a predicted model, not a curated record. The coding region runs from base 141 to 1121 and encodes 326 amino acids. NCBI's taxonomy places the organism in Eukaryota, Fungi, Chytridiomycota, Chytridiomycetes, Polychytriales.